CUAACAUCACGUCAGAUUCCUGAGUCGAACAAGAGAUCGUUCAUAUUUACAGCUUGAGGAUGGAUUUGAGGAAAGUUCCUGAUGAAGAGAAAGUCAACUUAUGCAGAAAAUAUUUCUUAGGAGGAUUCGCUCUGCUGCCAUUUCUUUGGUUUAUCAAUGUAGUGUGGUUCUUUAGGGAGGCGUUCAUCAAACCAACCUUCACUGGACAAUCAAAGCUGAAAUCUUAUGUUAUUAAAUCAGCAGUAGGAUUUCUUAUAUGGUUCGCUGGUUUGACGGCAUGGAUUAUCAUUUAUCAGAAAUAUAGAGCAAGCUGGGGAGAGUUUGGAGACAAAAUUUCAUUUGUCAUACCUCUUGGAGAACCAUAAAGCAGAUCAACAUUGCAAUUUUGUUUACAUUUUGUAUAUCUGCAGCCAUAGAAGCAUGAAACAUAGUUUAAAAUCUUCAUUUCAAGGGAAUAUUACUGUUUUUAUCUCAAAGUCAGAGGUAUUCAAUCAGUCUCCAAUCCUCUGUUCCCAUUCUUCACAUUCCUUGCAAUGCCUCCUGCUCUUCCCUUCUUUGCCCUUGCUUCUUGUUCCUCCUUUGAUAGAGUUUGGGAGAUAGCAAUCAAAUACUACAUCACUCUUGCACAUUGAUCAGAAAAGUGACAGUAACAAAUGCUCUGAACUUGUCACAGUAUUCACCAAACAUCUGCAGCAAAGGCAUUGGCCAUCCUAUAGUUCAUAAUACACUGCUCAUUCUGGCUGAUAGGGGGCUGGCUCUGAUGAACAUUUUCCAUGCUGCAGGAUUGAGAGCCUAGAAAAGUACCUCCCUUAAUGAUUGAAGACCUUAGAUUACAAGAUGGAAACGGCAGUAUUCUUAAUAAGGGUGGGAAAACAAAUGUUUUAAGCUAUGUUUCAUGCUUCUACCUAAAAAGUUUUGUGAAAAUGAAAAAGAAGCCCUUUCUGAGAGAGUGCCUCCUGACUCUAUGGCAGCUACAAAUGGACCAAUUAAAGCACAAAUUAAUGCAGAAGUUGUAGAAUAUUACACAUUUGAACAAUGUAAAUAUUUGCUGCAAAGCCCAAAGUUUUUUUAUUAAACAGUUAAUGAGUUGUCAA
Molecule: messenger RNA, 1094 nt
Organism: Pocillopora damicornis (cauliflower coral)
Lineage: Eukaryota; Metazoa; Cnidaria; Anthozoa; Scleractinia; Pocilloporidae
Product: gamma-secretase subunit PEN-2
Cellular component (GO): gamma-secretase complex
Source: RefSeq, a predicted model, not a curated record